Molecule: messenger RNA, 813 nt
Organism: Meleagris gallopavo (turkey)
Lineage: Eukaryota; Metazoa; Chordata; Aves; Galliformes; Phasianidae
Gene: MRPS16
Product: mitochondrial ribosomal protein S16
Biological process (GO): mitochondrial translation
Cellular component (GO): mitochondrial small ribosomal subunit; ribosome
Molecular function (GO): structural constituent of ribosome
Source: RefSeq, a predicted model, not a curated record
GCCUCGUUCCCGUCUGCGUGAGGGCUGUGCGUCGGCCGUUUCCCGUCUCACCGGAAGUACGUAAUCGCUCCGCGACCGCAGGAGGGGCCGCCGCCAUGGUGCAGCUCGGGAGCGGCCUUCUGAAGAGCUAUCGAGGCGGACACGUCGUGAUCCGUUUCGCCCUCGGCGGCUGCACCAACCGGCCCUUCUACCGCAUCGUAGCGGCGCACAGCAAACGCGCCCGGGACGGGAAGUACCUGGAGCAGCUCGGCUGCCUCGACCCGCUGCCCAACGCCCACGGCGAGAAGGUGGCGGGGCUCAACCUGGAGCGCCUGCGGCAUUGGCUGGGCUGCGGCGCGCAGCUGUCGCGGCCUGCCGAGAAGCUCCUGGGCCUGGCGGGGUUUUUGCCGCUCCACCCCAUGACGAUAACCAACGCCGAGAGGCUCCGGCGGCGGCGGCGACGAGCGCAGGAGUCCGUUGUGCCCCCUGCUGAGGGCGGCUCGCAGGAACCCGGCGCUGCGGUCUGAGAGGCGCCGCGCGACCCCGUGUGCGCAGUGAGUGCCCUCCGCGCAGGGAAGGAGCGACAAAUGUGACCAUCAAAUAAACAGAAUACCCCAAGUUGGAAGAAACCCACAAGGAUCCUUCGGUCCAACCCUGGCUCUGCACAGCACCACCUGAAAUUCAAACAUUAUGUCUGAGAGCAUUGUCCAAAUGCUUCUUGAACUCCGUCAGUUGGGCUGUGACCAUGGCUCUGAGGAGCCUGCUCCAGUGCUGGAAAAUACAAUGAUAUAUACAUAUUGACAUACAGCUUGAUAAAUACAUUGAUUUUUUUUU